UUUGAAUGAAAACAGUGCAACAACAGCGUCGAUUACACUCUUUAUAAUACGGACAGUGACAUUUUGUAGAUAGAGAGAAACAAAGAAAAAAAUUGCGAUACAAAGUGAGAAUUUUCAUUUAACAAUAUUCAUGACUGUUUUGUGUGUGCUGGCCUGUCAAUGAUACCGAAUCAACCAUAACGUCAACAAUAAGCAAAAACAGAAUUUUAUCUGGCUGAACACAAACAAUGGAUUUGGAGGACGAAGAUGAAGUAACUGAUAUCCGGGAACAGAUAUUCCAUAAUACGGUUCGCGAACAUAUUAUAUUUAUGCUGCUAGUCCUAUUGCUGUACAUUGGCUCGUUUAUGUUAAUCAACAAAUUUCGUCGACGAGAUCGAGAAGAUUUGUAUUCGACCGACUACGAUGAGAUUCUAGUGUAUCGUAUUAGUUUGUGGCUGUGUACACUAUCUUUAGCAGUUGCAGUUGGCGCUGCCCUACUCUUACCAUUUUCAAUAGCGAGUAAUGAAGUCUUAUUAUUGUAUCCAAAUAGCUACUACGUGAAAUGGUUAAAUAGUUCAUUAGUCCAAGGCCUAUGGAACUAUGUGUUUUUGUUGGCAAACUCAUCGCUGUUCAUAUUCUUACCGUUUGCAUAUCUAUUUUCCGAGUCGUCGGGAUUCGUAGGUCAUAAAAAAGGAGUAAUCUCGCGGGUAUACGAAACAUUUGUCGUGCUAGCACUGUUGGCCAUCGUAGUGCUUGGCAUGACAUAUGUAAUAUCAGCUGUAAUCGAUCCGGAAAGAAGCGGUUUUCAGACACUGAUGAAUCUGGGCUCCUACUAUCUACCGUUCCUAUACUCAUGCAUUUCAUUUCUGGGAGUGGUUGCAUUGUUGGUUUGUACGCCAUUUGGUUUCGUGAAGCUGUUCGGUGUUGUCGGCCAAGUAUUAGUAAAACCGCAUUUACUUCGUGAUGUCGACGAAGAAUUCCAAACAUUCAACUUAGAGGAGGCUUUUAUCCGUAGAAAGUUAGAAAACUCAUACAAUUGUGUCGCAGACAACAGUCAUCACCGAUCGUUGUACGACUCGGCCAAACUUUAUACGUCUGGCAUUGGCGAUUUGUAUAAAAUGAAGUCUGGAAAUGGGAAUUCUACGGAUGUGAAUCACUUACACGAAAGACUGAGAGAAUUGGAGUCUGAACGAAAGGAAUUAGAUAAACAACGUACCUCAACGGCAUUUCAACGUAAUUUUGUAUAUCCCAUCGCAAUGUUGUUGCUGCUCUUUUUAACGGGGAUAACGGUACUGAUUGUUGUGCAAAACACAUUGGAAUUGCUGAUUGGCAUCAAGGCACUGCCUUUAAGUACAAGACAAUUCACACUUGGAAUCACUUCGUUAUCGAAACUAGGUCCGAUUGGUGCGGCCCUAGAAGUGUGCAUAAUAUUCUACUUAGGGGCAACAUCUACGGUCGGUCUAUACACAAUGCCCUGGAUGCGAAAUGUACGGCCAAGAAUAAAGCAAACAUCACUAUCGCUGCUAAUCAUCAACUGUGCCCUCGUAUUAAUUUUGAGUUCGGCACAACCGCUCCUCUCGCGAAUUAUUGGAAUCACCAAUUUUGAUUUGCUCGGCGAUUACGGGGCCAUCGAAUGGCUGGGAAACUUCACGUUUGUGUUGGGCUACAAUUUGUGUUUCGGAGCGGCGACGACACUUUGUUUGGUGAACAAAUUCACUGCGACGGUUCGUCGAGAAUUAUGCGCUCGAUUAGGAUCAUUAUUCGGCUACCGAUCGACCCAAUGUAAUCAACAUUUCAAUGAUACCGCUAAUGUUCCGGAACCGGCUGAUUGUUUAAGUACAAAUAUUGAAACCAAAAAAUCUGAAUAGUUUUAGCAUUUUAGCAUUGACCCGAGGAUAUAUGCGGAAGGAUGGUAGUGUAGAGAUUAUUUAAUUUAUUUGUUAAUUAGUUUUGUAAACUGAGGAGAGGAAGAAGAUUUUAUUUUUAAAUUGCGUGAAUGAAGAGAGAGAGAUUUUUUUUGGUAUUUUACUUUCGUCGACUAUCGCACAACAAUUUCAGUUAAUAUUUUUCGAAAUUCAGAUUUUAAAAUUUUGUAAAUUUUUUGUUGCUUGUUUAAAUAAAGUGACUGUGUGAUGAAAGAUUAAACGUGUGCUGUUCUAAAAAUCAG
Molecule: messenger RNA, 2146 nt
Organism: Bradysia coprophila
Lineage: Eukaryota; Metazoa; Arthropoda; Insecta; Diptera; Sciaridae
Gene: lili
Product: LMBR1-like protein lilipod
Biological process (GO): signal transduction
Cellular component (GO): plasma membrane
Molecular function (GO): transmembrane signaling receptor activity
Source: RefSeq, a predicted model, not a curated record